UUCCAAUGAGAGAGGCUGCUUGAUAGAGGAAGGUCCCAGUCAAUUCAUAGCUUGGAGUAUUGCAGAAGAUCUCGCCUGGACCAGGGGAGCGACAGAGGAAAAAUGGCUGUCACCCCAGGCUCAUCCCCACGGAUAAUGAUAUUCCGACCCACGCUCGAGGAGAUGAAGGAUUUCUCCUCCUACCUCCAACACAUGGAAAGUCAGGGCGCACAUAAGGCCGGAAUCGCCAAGAUCAUACCUCCGCCUGAAUGGAGCGCCCGGAGGAGACCGUAUGACACGCCCGACAUAAUGAGUAUGCCGAUUCCGGCUCCUAUCCAGCAGAUGGUCUAUGGAAAUGGUGGACUCUAUCAACAAUACAAUAUGCAGAAAAGGAUGAUGACCGUGGGCGAUUUCAAAAAAAUGGCUCUAUCGCCGAAAUAUGCCACGCCCGACUACUUCGACUAUGACGAUCUCGAGAGGAAGUACUGGAAAAAUAUCUCCUUCAACCCCCCUAUUUACGGUGCAGAUGUCAGUGGGAGUAUCUACGACACCGACGUCGAGGAAUUCAAUAUAUCGCGUCUGAAUACGAUCCUCGACCUCAUCGGAGAAGACUAUGGCGUGAAAAUUGAAGGAGUCAACACGGCAUAUCUUUACUUUGGAAUGUGGAAAUCAACUUUCGCGUGGCAUACGGAAGACAUGGACCUGUAUUCCAUCAAUUACCUCCACCAUGGGGCGCCAAAGAGUUGGUACGCUAUACCACCGGAACAUGGAAAACGCCUCGAGAGACUGGCUUCGGGUUUCUUCCCGAAGUUGGUGAAAACCUGCAACGCUUUCCUACGCCAUAAAAUGACACUCAUCUCGCCUGCUCUGCUCAGGAAGUACUCGAUACCCUACGACAAGAUAACACAAGAGGAAGGGGAAUUCAUGAUAACUUUCCCUUACGGGUAUCACGCUGGCUACAAUCAAGGCUUCAACAUCGCCGAGAGUACGAAUUUCGCACUACCCCGCUGGAUCGAAUAUGGGAAGAGAUGCACAAGGUGCUGCUGCCGUCAAGACAAUGUCCAUAUCAGUAUGGAUCGCUUCGUCUUGAAGUUUCAACCGGAUCGCUAUGAAGCGUGGAAAGAAGGUCGAGAUAUGGGCUGCCACCCGGAAGAUCCCUCGAGAAUCUACGCCGCACCUCUACCGACCGCAUAUCUCACCGUGGAUGGCAAAUCGAAGCGAGUGCCUUCCGUGGUUCCUCGUAGGAUACCUCCACAGACAGAUCAGUCCUGCUCAUCCCAGGAAGAGCCGAAGAAGCGGACGGCUCCUAGGGAGAAAUCUUUGCGGAAACCGAGGAAGACUCGGGGGGAAGCAACAACGGUUUAAGCGUAUACUCGAUCGAAAUUUCAGAGAAAGAGACACCACGAUAGUGAGACAGAAAUCGCGAUCGCUGUGAGACAAACUGUCGACAAGAUGGUAUUCAGUGUGUCUCAAGCAUCAGCGAAAAGGAGAACACGAACUCUGCCCGAUUGGUACCACGGGUACGCACCUCUAUUCAUCACUAAACCUGAGCGGAAUCAACUGCCGAAAGAAGACAUCCUUCUGGCGAAGAAAAAUUACCACAACGAGCUCUGCAGAAGGGAACCGUAUUGCGCCGUCUGCGUCCCAUUCAGGAACACAGUCCAGCUGCCCGAAGACAGUGUCCUAAGAGCUUCGGAGCAGUUCCGAGACGAGGAUCGAGACUUUGACGAUGACGAUAGUAUCCCGGCGAGUAGCGAGGUUGUGGUUCCAUCAUCGGCUUUCGGCCAGCAUGGCUACCGGGACGGCAUCAGCCCUCUGGAGUCCAUCGAAUGUCCGGAAACAUCAGAACUUGUGAAAUGCGUUCGCUGCUUUUUACGAGUUCACAAAUCCUGCUACGGACUAAGCACAGUCAACGACGCGGACGUCGAGACUGCAGGUGGCUCCUGGGUAUGCGACUCCUGCAAUCACGAAGCUCUCAGUGAGGCUUUCCAGUCACGUCGUCUCACCGAACCUCAAUGUUCGCUCUGUUGCCUGAGAGGAGGAGCCCUCAAGAAAACCACUGAUGGCAGAUGGGCGCACAUCAUUUGUGCCAUACUCAUACCAGAUGUUUUUGUACAAAGCUUCGAAGAGGGCAUCGAGAUCAAACAGAUAACCAAAGCACGCAAGCGUCUUCAAUGUUACAUUUGCAAGGAUCUGCCGAUGAGUCUGACGAGUAAAGGUGUAUGCAUACAAUGCGACUGCGGGCGCAGCAUGCACGUCACUUGCUCCAUGGCGAGUGGAACACAAUUCCAACUCGGUAAUUGGCCUGAGCCCGUAAUUGCGCGAUGUAACGCACACCGUGUCCGAAAGAAGAACUCUGGAGACCAACCGGAGCCACCCGUCCCGCAAGCAUUCAGUGAGCUGGCGAUUGGUUCUGAAGUCUACGCCAAACACCGGAACAAGAGAUUCUAUCAAGCAGUUAUUCAAGAGAUCAUCCAUGAAACGUGUUUUUCAAUACAAUUCUACGACGGCUCAGUCACACACACGCUGAGCCGUCAAUUCGUCAGCAUCAAGGAGAACGCCCCUGAUUCUUUGGACGAAACAUGGAUCGCUUGCACGAAGGAGCGCUCGCCCCAGCGUGGAGAUGAAGUAUCCGUCAUUUGGCCAAGUGACGGACGCGAAUACAAAGGAACGUAUCUCGGUAGUCAAGAUGUUCCUUUCUAUAAAGUUCUUUUCGAAGACGAGAGCGUUCUCACCCUCAGCAGAGACUGUGUGUAUGAGCGGAACGACAACAUUCCGAAACGAGUACUCUCCAGAAUCGUGAGUUCCACAUGAGAAUGAGAUAGUGUUGAAAUAUAACCGGCGGCGGGUCACAAGUCCGCGUUUGCACGAACUCUCGAAUUGAUCUCGAUUACUUUCAUAGUCGACGGUAUCGGAAGCUGCCCACUCAACGGUGGAAGAAGAUGCGUCGAACGCGAGAAUGUCGGAAGAAAAAACUGAUCCCAAACGUAAACGAC
Galendromus occidentalis (western predatory mite) is the source of this 2975-nucleotide messenger RNA. RefSeq names its product lysine-specific demethylase 4C. Gene Ontology annotation, molecular function: histone H3K36 demethylase activity; histone H3K9 demethylase activity. Lineage: Eukaryota; Metazoa; Arthropoda; Arachnida; Mesostigmata; Phytoseiidae. The record is from RefSeq and is a predicted model, not a curated record. Gene Ontology annotation, cellular component: nucleus; chromatin. The transcript is spliced from 9 exons. Gene Ontology annotation, biological process: chromatin remodeling; regulation of gene expression.